Messenger RNA from Prunus persica (peach), 2510 nucleotides. Its product is annotated as heat shock cognate 70 kDa protein 2. Gene Ontology annotation, cellular component: cytoplasm. Gene Ontology annotation, biological process: protein refolding; cellular response to unfolded protein. Bases 343 to 2292 code for a protein of 649 amino acids. The record is from RefSeq and is a predicted model, not a curated record. The transcript is spliced from 2 exons. Gene Ontology annotation, molecular function: ATP hydrolysis activity; ATP binding; misfolded protein binding. NCBI's taxonomy places the organism in Eukaryota, Viridiplantae, Streptophyta, Magnoliopsida, Rosales, Rosaceae.
UUCCGAGUAUUAGUUGGACACGGGACGCGUAAGCCCAAUUUGAAAAGGAAACGACGCCCACGAAGGAAAUAGCAUCAGAACCGUCCGUGAGAUUCAAAUCAACGGCUAGAAUCAAACCGAACAUUCUGGACACACUCCCCCCCAAUAAUCGUAAAUACGAACAUUCUAGACAAGCGCUCUCUCUCUCUACUAUAUAGCACGCACCACACAAGUCUCGCUCCAACAUCUGUGACUUGAAACCCUAUCAAAGCUUUUCAAUUCCUCUGUGAUUCGUUCUCUUUUCUCUGCGAUUCUUUUCUUGUUUGUUUGAUUUAAGUCUCCGAGCUUUUGGUCCGUACAACAAUGGCCGGAAAAGGAGAAGGACCGGCGAUCGGGAUCGAUCUCGGCACCACCUACUCUUGCGUCGGAGUUUGGCAGCACGACCGCGUCGAGAUCAUCGCCAACGAUCAGGGCAACAGGACGACGCCGUCUUACGUUGCGUUUACCGAUAGCGAGCGUUUGAUCGGCGAUGCGGCCAAGAACCAGGUCGCUAUGAACCCUGUCAACACCGUCUUCGAUGCAAAGAGGUUGAUUGGUAGGAGAUUCUCUGACCCUUCUGUUCAGAGUGACAUGAAGCUCUGGCCUUUCAAGGUCAUUCCAGGCCCUGGUGAUAAGCCCAUGAUUGUUGUCACAUAUAAGGGUGAAGAGAGGCAGUUUGCUGCAGAAGAAAUCUCGUCCAUGGUUCUCAUCAAGAUGCGUGAGAUUGCUGAGGCCUAUCUAGGCUUAUCUGUGAAGAAUGCCGUUGUUACUGUCCCAGCUUACUUCAAUGAUUCUCAGCGUCAGGCUACCAAGGAUGCUGGGGUCAUUGCUGGGCUUAAUGUGAUGCGUAUUAUCAAUGAGCCCACCGCUGCUGCUAUUGCGUAUGGUCUUGACAAGAAGGCAACCAGUGUUGGCGAGAAGAAUGUCCUGAUUUUUGAUCUUGGAGGAGGUACUUUUGAUGUCUCUCUUCUCACUAUUGAAGAGGGUAUCUUUGAAGUCAAGGCUACUGCUGGAGACACCCACUUGGGAGGAGAGGAUUUUGACAACAGAAUGGUGAACCACUUUGUCCAAGAAUUUAAGAGGAAGCACAAGAAGGACAUCACCGGAAACCCAAGAGCUCUGAGGAGGUUGAGAACAGCGUGUGAGAGGGCAAAGAGGACUCUCUCAUCCACUGCUCAGACUACCAUUGAGAUUGAUUCUUUGUAUGAGGGUGUCGACUUCUACACAACAAUUACCCGUGCAAGAUUCGAAGAGCUCAACAUGGACCUCUUUAGGAAGUGUAUGGAGCCAGUUGAGAAGUGUUUGAGGGAUGCGAAGAUGGACAAGAGCAGCGUCCAUGAUGUCGUGCUUGUGGGUGGUUCUACUAGGAUUCCAAAGGUGCAGCAGUUGUUGCAAGACUUCUUCAACGGAAAGGAGCUUUGCAAGAGUAUCAACCCAGAUGAGGCCGUUGCUUAUGGUGCCGCUGUACAGGCUGCUAUCUUGAGUGGUGAAGGCAAUGAGAAGGUGCAGGAUCUAUUGCUUCUUGAUGUCACUCCUCUGUCCCUUGGUUUGGAGACUGCUGGAGGUGUGAUGACUGUGUUGAUCCCAAGGAACACUACCAUUCCAACCAAGAAGGAGCAAGUGUUCUCUACCUACUCAGACAACCAACCCGGUGUCUUGAUCCAAGUCUUUGAGGGUGAAAGGACCAGAACCCGUGACAACAACUUGUUGGGAAAAUUCGAGCUCUCUGGAAUUCCUCCAGCCCCAAGGGGUGUGCCUCAGAUCACAGUCUGCUUUGAUAUUGAUGCCAAUGGUAUCUUGAAUGUCUCUGCUGAGGACAAGACCACAGGCCAGAAGAACAAGAUUACCAUUACCAAUGACAAGGGAAGACUGUCCAAAGAAGAAAUCGAGAAGAUGGUUCAAGAGGCUGAAAAGUACAAGUCGGAAGAUGAGGAGCACAAGAAGAAGGUGGAGGCGAAGAACGCUCUGGAGAAUUAUGCCUACAAUAUGAGGAACACUAUUAAGGAUGACAAGAUUGCUUCCAAGCUCGACGCUGCUGACAAGAAGAAGAUUGAGGAUGCAAUUGAGCAGGCCAUUCAAUGGCUUGAUGGCAACCAGCUUGCUGAGGCGGAUGAGUUUGAGGACAAGAUGAAGGAGCUUGAGAGCAUCUGCAACCCGAUCAUUGCCAAGAUGUACCAGGGUGCCGGUGGUCCUGAUGUUGGUGGUGGCAUGGAUGAAGAUGUUCCUCCUGCUGGUGGCAGCGGUGCUGGUCCCAAGAUCGAGGAAGUUGAUUAAGCUGUUUUUGUGGCUGUGUUUUGAACAAAAUGGUGGAGGUUGUCAGCUGGUUUAAGUUCUUAUUUUUUUAAAAGUAUUUCAGUAUGCUAGUUAAGAAGGUUUGAAUUCAGUAAACGUCUGUUUAAAUAUCCAAGAUCCGUGUACGGUGAUCUUGGUCAUUUUGUUGAUAAUGCUGUGUUUAAAUUUUUACCAAUGAAGCCUAUUUUCCUUCUAAUUAG